GAAGGUUCUCAGUUCAAAUCCCACCUUGCCUGUAGUACCCGCGAUCAAGCCAAGGUACUUGUCUUGAAUAGAUACAGUACGAGUAGCGUGCUGCAUAAAUGAGCAAAUCAUGACUGACCGUGUGUCGCCCUGGAGAUACUAGAUAGUUGCCAGCUACGAAAAGGUUAAUAACAAUGACGUAACACGCCCAGCUUCCCGACCGUAGCGCUCCUUCCCUCCCGGAGCUCGACGCUGGGCAGCUGAAAGGCUGCCGCUGACGUGGAGGCUCCGGACGGGCGCGAUGGCGGAGCCGAGCCGGAACGCCAGGCUCUCUGCGGCCAAGAAGAAGCUGAAGGAAUUUCAGCAGAAGCAUUACCCUGCAUCCGAGAGGGCUGGAGUUAAAAAGAAAAGAAAGGUGAUGGAAGAGAGCUCCUCGGACCUCCACUCUGAGGCAGAGCAGCCGCCUGAUAAUCAAAUCUUUGCAGACGAGCUGAGAACGGAUUCACAGCCUGGCCUUCCAGCUGACAACCUGUGUGAAAAGCCUUUCUAUGACUGGCCUCCUCUGAAUCGUGAUAGCUGUAUUAACACAGAGGAUGAGCAUGCCAUUGACAGAACUACAGUUAAGAAAGUCAGUGAGGAUACAGGCCACUCUGAUAGUCAGACAUCAGAAAUCAGAUCUUUGUCAUCCACAGAAAGCCUUCGUCAGAUUUCAGAGAAGCUCAGUGGCCUGGUGUCUCAGUCAUCAUCUUCGUAUGGAAUUACUGCCUCACCACCUGAUGAUGGAGAAGACCUUAAGCAUCAAAACCAGGUGUUGGUUGGUGCCACCUCCAGUCUCCAAACAAACACUGAACUCACUGCAGAAGUUGAACAGUUGACGCAGAAGUGCCAGGACCUCUCUGAUCAGCUACAGAAGGAGCGUAAAGAAUUUGAGGAGAGACUUGUGCAGGAGCAAGGGAUCAUGCGGGAGCAGCUGCAGGUCCACAUUCAGACCAUCGGGCUCCUGGUGUCUGAGAAAUCUGAGCUGCAGGCCACUCUAUCUCACACUCAGCAAGUCACUCAACAGAAAAUGGCGGAGGUGGAGGAGUUGAGCAGCUGCUUGCAGUCCACCAAACAGAGGGUUUCUGAGCUGGAGAGAACCCUGUCCUCUCUUUCUGCGCAGCACAAACAGCUGGAGAAGAGAUCUAAAGAACUCAAAAGAGAGAAUGACAGCUUGAAACUUAACCUGCAAAAGCAGAAAAAGGAUGAGGCGAAGCAGCAGGCCUCUGCGCUGAAAGAGCAGUUUGAGCAGAGCAUGAACCAGAGCUCCGUUGAUGAACUCCGCGAGAAGCUCGAGAAGGCUGAACUCAUGAUCCAGCAGGUAGAGCGCAAGCACCAUCCAUUCCACAGCCUGCCCUGGAGUACUUUCAAUGCAUGGCAGUACUUUCAGUGGUCAUGUUGCUUAUGCUCUUUUCUCUUCUUAUUAUGUUGCUUUGUCGUGGUCAGUUCUCUCCACCAUCCAGCAGACCCAGCUGCUCCCAGAGGAGAAGUUGUGGUUUCAGGCCCAGAUUGCAUAGGUCUCCAAGAGUCUCAUUUUCAGCUGCAAGUGGAGAGAGACCAGUAUGUCACACAGAUGCAAAAGGAAGGACAGGUCUGGAAAAACAACACUGAACAUCUGCUCUCUCAGGUUUCCUUGCUGUCAGAGGAGAGGGACAGCGGUUUAUCGCACAUCCAGGAGCUGAAGGCUCAGAUCACAGAGCUGAAGAGUACUGCUGCCGUGGUGACCAAGCAGGCAGAGAGUCGUCUUCUGCCUGUGAGUCCUACAGAAGAAGAGCUAUCCCUCCAGCAAGCCCUGAAGUCCAUGGAGCAAGAGAAGCUCUCACUGCACUCCCAAUACCAGGCACAGGUACAGGAUAAUGAGCAGUUGUCUCGACUCUGUCAGGAGCAGGAGGUACGUUUAGAAAACCUGGAACAGGAAGUCCGACUGCGGGCGAAGGAGGCAGAGGACUGCCGUCGCGUCCUCGAGGAAUCCCAGAGGGACAAAGCCAGCGCUAGUGAAGCACUGAGCCACAACCAGGAGCUGAAGGAGCAGCUUGCCGAGCUGCAGAACGGCUUCAUCAAGCUGUCCAAUGAAAACAUGGAGCUGACGAUUGGGCUGCAGUCAGAGCAGCAUGUGAAGAAAGAGCUGGCUCGAAACGUGGGCCGGCUGCAAGAGGAGCUGCGCCUUGUCAAAGAGCAGGUGAUUGCCGUGUUCUUCCUGUGCGGUGAAGAGCCUCCCGUCGUUUACCCGCUGGAUGCCAGGUUGCAGGAGCUGCAGGUGGCCCAGGAGCGGGGUCACCAGUACCUGGUCCAUCUGCACAAGUACGCGGCUGGUUACCAACAGCUGGCCGCAGAGCGGGAGGAACUGCGGCAGCGCCUCCUGCAGGAGACGCAGCUGAUGGACAGGCUGCAGCAAGAGGUACAGGACAAGGCAGAGCUGGAAGAGGCUCAGGAGAAUCUGAUGCAGUUGUCCAAAGGCCAUGAGGAGACUGAGGUAGCUGUACAGGGCCCUCAGAGCAGUACAGCAUUGACCACACUCAGAGAUCAAGGCGAUGGGUUAGAGAGUCAGUCCUUUCUAGAAAUGUUUAAAAAGCCCUGUAUUACCAUCCCAGAAGAGCUGAGCAGUAGAGAAGAGUUGGAAGAGUUCUUGCAGUCCACCCUGUCUCGAAUGGUGGAGGAGAGAGACAAGUUGAGGCAAGAGCUUGAGGAGCAGAGGAGGCUGCACCAUGUUGCUGUCCAGCAGGGGGCAGCACCGAGCCUGGCCCACCGGCACAGCCCGUGUACACGCACAGAUGCCGUGCAGAUGGAGGUGUAUGAAGCCCUCAAGGAGACCAUGGAGAAGCUGCAGCUGCGCUUCAGAGCUGUGAUGCAGGAGAAGGCCGACUUGAAAGAGCGACUGGAGGAGCUGGAGCACCGCUGCAUUCAGCUCUCUGGAGAGACGGACACAAUUGGGGAAUAUAUUGCCCUGUACCAGAACCAAAGAGCCUUAAUGAAGCAGAGAAACACAGAGAAGGAUCGAUACAUCAGUAAGCUGGCCAAAGAGAAGGAAGACAUGAAGGUGAAGCUGGCAGAGCUGCAGGAGCUUGUUGAGCGUCUGGUAGGAGAGAGGGACUGCCGGCACAGUGGCUCCUUCAGCGAUCCUGACCUACUGUCCAAUACCAUGGAACCGGAACUUGAAGAGGACGUAGAGCCGAGGACUACCCAUCCACCAGUGGCCUGCUUUGAAGAGUAUGCAGGCAAUCAAACUUGUUCUCACUCCCUGAACUCAGCACUGGAUCCAGUGCCCAAGAGAGAGCAGAUAAAACAAACCGAGAAGAACGGAACUACCAGGCAGAUCAUGCAACUGCUGCGGGAGAUCCAGGAACCUCAGACCGGCAGUGUGCCCUUCCCGGGCAUUAACCCCAGCAUUCCUUUCUUCUACCGACCUGAUAUACACAACCAGGUUAACAUUCUGGUGAUGUGAAUUCCAUCCUGCAAAAGUGUGGAACCUCCUGGUCCCAGUGCAAGGGUAGCUCCUGCCUGGAAGAGGAAUACUGUGUAGUCGUGUUUGAUGCAGGGCUACAUGGGUCAGC
Messenger RNA from Scleropages formosus (Asian bonytongue), 3566 nucleotides. RefSeq names its product golgin subfamily A member 2-like. The transcript is spliced from 27 exons. The record is from RefSeq and is a predicted model, not a curated record. The coding region runs from base 281 to 3457 and encodes 1058 amino acids. Gene Ontology annotation, cellular component: Golgi apparatus; Golgi cisterna membrane; Golgi cis cisterna. Lineage: Eukaryota; Metazoa; Chordata; Actinopteri; Osteoglossiformes; Osteoglossidae. Gene Ontology annotation, biological process: Golgi organization. Gene Ontology annotation, molecular function: protein binding.